Messenger RNA from Salvelinus fontinalis (brook trout), 1873 nucleotides. RefSeq names its product CD226 molecule (gene cd226). The record is from RefSeq and is a predicted model, not a curated record. NCBI's taxonomy places the organism in Eukaryota, Metazoa, Chordata, Actinopteri, Salmoniformes, Salmonidae. The transcript has 6 exons. Bases 186 to 1268 code for a protein of 360 amino acids. Gene Ontology annotation, biological process: positive regulation of T cell receptor signaling pathway; positive regulation of natural killer cell cytokine production; positive regulation of natural killer cell mediated cytotoxicity directed against tumor cell target. Gene Ontology annotation, cellular component: external side of plasma membrane.
UACAUAGUGACCUACUUUUGACCAGACCCCUUUGGGUCAAAAGUAGUGCACUAAAUAGGGAAUGGGUUUCCAUUUGGGAUGUAAUCUUUCUCUGUAGCGCGAGAGACAGCUAGUAGGAAGUGCAGCCCUGUUGCCUCUCCACUCAUCUCAUCAAUGCAGCUUUCAUUCUGCCUCAGAGGGCCAAGAUGGAGGCUGUACAAAAGGACCACUGGUACUUCAUGGUACUCCUCAUCUUUCUCUCCAGUCUCAAAGUUUCUGUGCAGCAGAGAGAUGGUGUUACCACGGUGAAGCUUAAGGAGGGGAUGGUUCUAGAGUGUGUGUGUCCUUGGGAAGGGAACCUCAGCAUGGUCUCCUGGACCAAACUGAUCCGGUUUGAGAAGGCCCCUGUCGCUGUGUAUCACCCUGAGUACGGAGUGUCCAUCUCCCAGUACUACCAGACCAGGAUCCAGUUCCGGAAGACCAUUCCCAUGGAUGGCAGUAUCACCAUCAGUAAGGUCACCCAGGAGGACGCAGGGCUCUACCACUGCUCUGUUCAAACCUUUCCUAAAGGAUCCUGGGCCAGAGACAUAAGGGUGGAGGUGGAGGACACUGUAGAAGAGGAUGAUGCAGGUAGUGAAGCAGAUGGAGAUACUAACAUCCACACCAGAGAACCUGAGCCUGAGGUAAUCCAAGCAGACACUGAACUCAUCGCAGAGAGGAGCGACAACCUGACUAUCAGCUGCAACCACGAACACAACGGGACCGUGUAUGAUGUCACAGUCGAGAAGCUAGACCAUGGUAGCGCCAGUGGAGUGGGCAUCAUGGCGAAGUGUCGGCUGGAGAAUGGUGGUCUGUUUGGAGUAGACUACACACACCGGGGGAUAGUGAACUGUUCAGAUAGACUGGACACACGUCUGCAGCUCAAUGAUGUGGGAGAAGAAGAUGGAGGGUUAUAUAGAUGUCUCUUCAAUACGGACGCUGGGGUACAGACCACCACUGUGCUGCUGACUGUACUUAGCCCAGUUGAAUUCAGCCUGUCUGAGUAUCUAAUCUACAUUGGAGGGGGAGUGUCAGGACUCCUGCUGCUGCUCUCUGUCAUUGUAAUACUGGUUGUGUGGCAAAGAAAGAAGAAGAUGAAAGCGAAGUACAUAACCAAACUGCAUCCAGCUCAGAGACAGUCCUGCAACGACUAUGAGAACGUUCCUGUGUAUGACAGGAAGGGGACCAAUCAGAGAGGAGAUAGCCCAGUGUACGGCAACAUACUUUCACACACUAAAAGGAAGAGAUAGGGAGAAGUACUAUGUUACAGACCCCUGUCUGACCCCUAUCAUGCUUUAACAGUGGCACAGCCACAGUCUCCCCAUUGAAACAUUCAUGAAUAUGAUAUUCAACCGCUUAUAGUGGUCAAAGACUGUGGGACAGAAUCAUUCAUAUAACUGCAAAGUAGGCCUACUUAUGUAUCAGUCUGACUUACACUUUGUUUGCUCUCAAUCUAUGCAACUCUGUGUAUUCCCUUGAAACAUUGACAGUUUGUUUAGAUAUACAUUUGCCACUAAUAAUAUGUAAAACACUAAUUUUGUAUAAUAUAUUGUUGAAUGCUUUACAUGUAGUAAUACCGCCCCAUAACAAACUGUUAUUAAAAGCCUCCCAGCUCCAUUCAAAUCCUUAGUUGUCCCUAACUCAAUCAUGUGACAAUGAACAAACCAAUCAUGCUGUUCCAUCCCCUGGGAAUGCUGUGUUUUCCUGUUGUACUUACGUAGAUUGGGUCCUGUAGGUUGUUAUGUUAUCAUGGAAUCGUUCACAUGUUAAUUCAGCAAAACGAUGAUAGUCAAUGGAAACAUACUGUACUAUUGUAUUUUGUCUAUCUAAGCCAUAGAUUAAAUAUUUCUUCUCU